Messenger RNA from Argiope bruennichi, 3134 nucleotides. It is a transcript of the gene IntS4, whose product is annotated as integrator complex subunit 4-like. The coding region runs from base 93 to 2948 and encodes 951 amino acids. The transcript is spliced from 19 exons. Gene Ontology annotation, cellular component: integrator complex. Gene Ontology annotation, biological process: snRNA processing. NCBI's taxonomy places the organism in Eukaryota, Metazoa, Arthropoda, Arachnida, Araneae, Araneidae. The record is from RefSeq and is a predicted model, not a curated record.
AAAAUAAACAACGCUUACCUAAACCAUCGUAAACAGGAGUUCUGACAGGAAAUUAUCUGUUUGGAAUUUUUCUCAUCUAACUUAUUAUUAAUAUGGCUGCAGUAUUAAAAAAACGAGCUCUUGCUGAAUACAGCAGUGUUUUGCAGGAAAAAGCUAAAAAACCUGCAAAAAGACUACGCAUCAUCAAAAAAGUUGCUACAUUUUCAGAAUUAGAUGUGGAUUUAUUAAAAAAUACAACUUCCAGUGAAGCAUUACAAUUUUUGCUUUUGGUUGAAGAAGCUAUUAAAGGAGAGGUAGAAGCUAUUCCUUUAUAUAAUACAUUAUUAGAGCAUUAUCUAAAAGAACAAGAACCAGCAGUGAGAGUGAAAAUAAUCAGCAUUCUUUCUCAGAUGGUUCAAGGGAAUUUAAUUGAACCUUAUUCCUUGUUUGAAGAUUUGCAGCCACUCCUUAAAGGAGAAACAUCACACAAAGCUAUAGCUGUUCUGCUAUCAACAUUUCAUCAAAUAAAGAGAAUAGAGAAGGAUGAUAAGCUUCACCUUCAAAUUUUUCAGCUAGCUAAAAAGUAUCUGAGUAAUCGGAGUUAUGAAGUAAAAUGUGCUGCAUUGUCAGUGAUUGGUGAUUUUAUUGCAUUGGAUGACAAAUCUGAAACAUUUCAAAGUACUCUACAACUUCUAGCAGAAUAUAGCCAUGACCAUGAACCAAGAGUUCGUACAGAAGCUCUAAAUGCAUUACUAAACCUUCAUUAUCGAGGUGUAAAGUUGGAUUCUACAUUAUAUGAAGAAGUUUGUGAAGCCCUUACUGAUGAUUAUGAAGGUGUCAGAAUGGCUGCUUUGAGAUUAAUUGAUGUUAUAAGCCAUAUGCAUUCAGAAAAAUUAGUUGCUGUAGGGUCAGAUGAGCAGAUUAGAUUAGCAGAUGAUGCCUUUGCAAGAAUAUGUAAAAUGAUUACAGAUCCCUCGACUAAUGUGCGUGUGCUAGCUGCUUCAUUACUGGGCGAGUUCAAGGAAGUCAGCUUAGAAUUUUUAAACCAGACACUUGACAAGAAGUUGAUGUCUUCUUUAAAGAAAAGACGUUCUGGCUUAGAUGGUCAGAAGGAUUAUAAUGAGGAAAAUGGUUGGUCAUCUGGUAAAAAAAUGCAUUUUGAAGCACCAAAAGAGGAAGUUGAAGAUGAUGUAAACCUUAUGAGUUCAGGAGCUUGUGGUGCAUUUGUUCAUGGAUUUGAAGAUGAGUUACAGGAGGUGCGAACUGCAACUUUGGAUUCAUUUUGUAAACUGGCUACUUAUUUUCCAUCUUUUGCUGCAAUAUCCCUUGAUUUCCUUGUGGACAUGUUCAAUGAUGAAACCGAAGAAGUAUGCUUAAAAGCUAUCCAUUGUCUACAAAAGAUUAGUCUUCAUAUAAUGCUGAGAGAAGACCAAUUGAAAACAAUUUUAGUUGUAUUAGAGGAUUUCUCUAUGGAUUUAAGAGAAGCCCUUCAUGCUAUGCUUGCAAUGUGCAGACUGACUACCAAAGAAUGUUUAAAAUUUUGUAUUGACAGUCUUCUUAAAAAUCUGAUGCGCUACCCACAAGAUAAAAGAUCUAUUUGGAAAUGUUUACAACAACUUGGUUCCAGGCAUCCAUAUUUAACUUUACCUCUAGUUCCUGAACUACUUAGCAUCCAUCCAUUUAUUGACAUGACUGAACAAAAUGUUGAAGAUCCUGCAUAUAUAUGUAAUCUAAUUUUGGUAUUUAAUGCUGCGGCCAAUUGUCCUGUUAUGCUCUCAUUGUUUGAUGAAUAUACACAGAAACAUUAUUCCUACUUAAAAGACACUUUUCCACAUUUAGUUCCCCAACUGAAGCUCAGAAAUGUAUCUGCAUCACCUUCUGACCUUGAAUCAUCAGAUGAACACUCACGCAAAUUUUUAAACCAAGUUUUGGAGAGAGUUGCUGCUGCUGAACACCGGAAUCCAAAAGCUAGACAAAAUAUUUUAGAAACUUCUAUUCAAGAUUUGAAGCAACUGUCAGCUAUUGAACCAAAGCUGUCUGCAGCUGCUAACUGUGCUGCUUUAUAUAUACAGUGCCAGCUUCUCUUAGCUAAAAUUAUUUCAAAUAAAAAUUGGUUGAAUCCUUCACUGUUAUCUCCAUUACAGAGCAGUUCCCUAAAAUCAUCAUUGGAACAAUUGUUACAGCUGUCAUUUUGUUUGAGUCACCAAUUUUUGGGAUUAAAUAGCGAAGAGAUAAUAUGCUUAAGACAACUGAGGCUUCGAGCUUUAUCUUUGCAAUUGUUGGUCCUUAUCAGAGGAAGCAAUACUUCAGCUCUUGGGCCCUGUGAGGCCUUUUUGGAACAAGUUGAUUCAUUACAAAGAUUUCAAGAAGAACAAGGUCUUAACCCUGAUAGUUUUACUUCUGCACUCUUCCGAGAUUUGGACCUAUUGGAAGAUCCUAAACCAGGAACAGUUGCCCGAGUGCUGCAACCUUUAUUGCAGUCAUGCCCUUGCCCUUCUUUGCGUCUAAAUGUUGAUAACCCUGAAGGUUUAGAAAGGGUGAAGCAAGCAAGUGCGGUAAUACAUGAACCAGCUGCUGAUUCUGAAACUGUGCAUAAAUUUACUGCUGGUUUGGUUUUAGGAAUAACUAUGGAUGCCGAGAUAGAAAAUGUUGAGAAUGUGAAAAACGUUAAAGUGAAAGUGAAAUAUCCAGAUCAGCAAGUACAACUCAUUUUACCAAGACUAGCAGAUUUCAGACAGCAGGGAGAAUUGCAGUAUAGAUUGUAUACUUCUGUUUUACUCUCACACAGUAUUUGGUCAGAGGCAUGUCAUGUAGAAAUGAGUCUGGUGUUAGAUUUUAGUGAUACUGAAGCAAGUGCACGAAACAGCCAAAAAAAUACUGGUUGGUUGAAGGCAGAAGAUAAUACAAUUGAACUAUCAAAGCCAGUGAAAGUAAACAUUUCUCCGAAACCAGCAAAGAAAGGAAUAUAAAUUUUUUACAUAAGGUUAUUUUACUGUAUAUAAAUAAAUGUUUUUUUAUUGUAAAAUCCUGAAAUAAUUAUGUAAUAUACAUAGACAUAUGAAUCAAAGAUUUUAAUAAUAAUGGAUGAAAUAAUCAUAUGUACAAACUUUUUACAAUUAAAACAUUAUAAAAUUCACAAUCUUUCAACUUGAUCA